AAGAGACAAACGCCCAUGUUGAUAUUUAAACUCGACGGGAUCGAUCGCAGGAGCAGACGACGUCGAGUGAGGGCGGCGGCAGGAGCUUCUCGGGACUCCUCACGCCCACGCCCACGCCCAUUACCCACGAUGACAGUCAUGUGAGUAUUCAACAUUGAGGAAAUGCUGGCAGAGAGUGACAUGACAACUUCAGGGAAACUGUAGAUAAGAAAAUAGCCGACAUCCAGCCCCAAGAAAAGGAUAUUGCUGAAUUGACCAAGCCUUUAAUAUGGAGGAUUACAAAUUUCUCUUUAAGGUGGUGCUAAUUGGAAAUGCUGGAGUUGGGAAGACUUGUUUGGUACGUCGAUUUACACAGGGGCUUUUCCCUCCAGGUCAGGGAGCAACAAUUGGAGUGGACUUCAUGAUCAAAACUGUUGAGAUUGAUGGAGAAAAGAUAAAGCUUCAAAUUUGGGAUACAGCUGGCCAGGAAAGAUUCCGCUCUAUAACCCAGUCGUACUACCGUUCAGCCCAUGCCCUUAUUUUGGUGUAUGACAUAUCCUCGCAACCCACAUUUGAUUGUUUACCCGACUGGUUGCGAGAAAUUGAGCAGUAUGCCAGCUGUAAGGUCCUGCGUGUUCUCGUGGGAAACAAAACAGAUCGGGAAGAUAGAGAACUUCCCACACAUGUAGGUGAAGAGUUUGCUCAUCGCCACAACAUGUAUUUUAUUGAGACUUCGGCAAAAGAAGCUGAUAACGUAGAGAAACUUUUCAUUGAAAUUGCCAAGGAGCUGACACAGCUUGUUCGUAGUGGACACUUUGACAAGGAUAGCAAGGUAGGAGACUUGUCCCCACAAGAUGUGUCAAACGUUACUCUGCCACCAACGAGGGAGCCUCGCUCAGAAUUUGCUUGUUGUUCUCGAUGGAUAUCUUCGUCAACUACGUAGCUGAAUACGGAGGGUGGGGGAGUGUGGCAAUGUUUUGUUAAAAAUAUUUGAUACCAUUUAAAGCAUCAGUUAAAAGGAUGAUGAUAUAGAAAUGGUUUACAUAUUUAUUUUUCUUAAUUGGUCAUAUAUGGAAGUAAAGAGAAGAGCAGAUUAUUUACAGAAACUAUGCUUAUGAUUAUCGUUAUUGCUAAUAAUAUACUCAUGAUCCUGGGUGUGCAGAGUGGAUGCUUGUAAUCCUUUUUAAACUCAUAACAGGUAUAAACAGCUUGCAAUGCUCUUCAAUGCUCUUCAUUUGAACUAAUGGUGUGUUCUGGUCCUUAUUGUGCCAAUUUAAUAGAUUUUGUUUAUUAAUUUAUUGAUUGCCCUAAACUGGUGUUAUUAUUACCUCAUCAGUGUUGGGAAUAAGUUAUCUUUAGGGCUAUUUGUUUUCUGUUGUCAGUUAUCUGAAGUAGGGUAUUGAUUGUACCUUUAUAAAAUGACCAAGUUUAGCUUUAGCAUUUUGUUUACUAUAUUUAUCUAUUUAUUUUUUUAGAUUGCUAAAUUAGCCAAAACCUUGGAUCUUCCCUCUAAUCGUACCAUGAUGUAUUAUUAUGAUUUUCAUGAUAAUAUGUUGUAUGUUUGUAAUAUUUUUUUAAGAAGUCAGAAGAGAAAGCCAUUGUUAAAAUGCACAUUUCUAGUGGGAUUUUUGUGUUGCAUUAUACUCUUUUGAGAAUGCUCAAGUACUGGAAAUGUGAGGUUUUGAUGAAGGUUUUCCUGUCAUGUUUAAUGGUUUGUAUAUUGUUGCAUGUUUAUAAUCUUAGGGAAGUACAGUUUUUCUGUCCCGUAAUUAGUCACUUCAUUCCAUAGUGCUACAUAAAUAAUGUUUACGUUAUACACAAAUGUUACUGGAUUAUCUGUUUAGUUCUUGAGGUGGUUAGUUAUUUACAAAUAUUGAGAUCUUUUGUGUGGUCUUUUUCUUUAUUUUACGUUAUAACUUGAGUAUGACAUCACUUGCAAGUAUUCCUAUUUGCACAUUGCACAAACUCAGAUGGUGUAUUUUUUUUUUAUUUUAUAAUUUUUGUGAGUAACAAUGUGAUAAGGUAGGUGGAUAUCUUUCAUGAAGAAGAUAUAUUUUCCUUUUUGUCAUGUGUCACAAAGGAUGUUUAAGGUUUCAAUCAUUUUUCCUGAUAUCGGGCUGUGAUAUGAUAAAUAUUCUCAUAGGAAAUGGUAACUAACAACAUUUAGUAAUUUGAAAGCCACUGGAAUUCCCCCUUCCCUCCCCCACAGUCAUACAUGGUACCGUUGCGUAGUACCAACUACUAUGUCUUUAUAUGGUGGGAUGUAUGUGUGGUUGUGUGUAUGUAUGCAUGUAUGUAUGUUUGUAUGCUAUGACUGUAUGUGAUGUGUUGUGAGUGUGUGAGUUAUUGUUUGCAUUUGCAUGUUUUUUCAUUGUAUGUAUGUGAAUCUGCAAUAUAUGAAUCUUGUAUGGAUAAAUGCUGGGCACUUGAAUUUUGACUAUAGUAUCCUGGGAAUUUAUACUUUCUACCUUUGUUUUAUAGUUUGCUGGAAGAUACAUAUAUUCCUAUUCCCUUUUUUUGAAUCAUUUGUUAUGUGUGUUUGGAUGCCCUCGGUAGUCAUUUGAGUUAUUUCUGAUUCCAUUAAUAUUUCUUAAGAGGGAAGAGUGAUAGGCUGCAAGGAGAUGUUGAUUGGGCCAAUGAUGAUUCACUAGAUUCCAAUUUCUUUUAAUGAGGGAAAAAGGUUUUUGCUGGUUUUCUCUUAGUUGUUAGAUUUUAUUGUCACUUGCUCUGGCCUGUAAGAACUUUUGUUGGAUAAAAAGGUGAGGAAAUUGAUUUUUAAAAAUCUUUUAUACAAUUACCUAGAAUGGAUUUUCUAUUUGAUACAUCAUAGUAAAAAUGUAACUCGUGUGAAAUCGGCUAUGCAGCAAAUUUGAGCUAGUUUCUUCUUUUGUAUUGUUGUUAUGGAUAGGCAGUUCCAGAUUUUCUUUCAUAGUUAGAAGAGCCCAGUAAUUUUUGACUUGCAAAGUACUGUUGUCAAAAUUGUUAUUAUGGUCAUUCCACCUAAUCUAGUACCUUAUCCGGGUGGUUUGAUGUAUACCAGGAUAUACUAGUAUCUUCAUGAGUGUGUGAUAAAAUGAAUUUGAUAAUCUAGUCAUAUGAUUUAUACAUGUUCUUUAGAAAUGUGUUGUAACUUCUCUGGUCACAAGUUAAUGCUCUUUAUAAAUUUAGAAUCAGUGUCUUUUAAAGGUUAUUUGUGCACAGAUAUUUUGCAGUAUGUUUGCAUUUCAAGGACAGAAAAUCUGUUUGUAAUGGCAUAAUGUGGAUCUUUCAUUUAUAUACCCAUGGUAUCCUGCUAUCCAAUUUUGCUAAAGGUAUACAUGGUUCAGUGGACAGUGUAUCAUGCUGACUUUUCCUGAUUCUGCAUUUACAUAUGAUUUUAAGGAAUUCAGAUUAAACUUAAUGUUAAUGUUUAAGACUUUUGUAAGCUACAAGAAUUGUAAUCUCUUAAGAUAAAAGACACUUCUAAGAAAGUUGUGUGAUACUCUUCAUCAGGUCAUGCAGUUACAAAUUAUGUGGAGGUGCUUUCAUUACAUAAUAGGCAAUCUGAUAUAUGUAAAAGUGUGUACUUUGUUCAUAAGCACAGGCAGUAGUCUCUUUAAAGAGUGUAAGUGAUUUCUGUCUUUGUGUAGCACAAAGAUCGUUGAGACUUCAGUGAACUGAAGGCAGAAGACUAACUGAUUUGGUUUCAGAAUUAGUACAGAAUUCUCUCAUAGUAUUAGUUUGAAUAGUUGAGGAUAUCCCCUGUAUUGUAUUGGCAUUUUUAGACAUUGUAUUUUAUAGGUAGGCACUAUGAUAAUAUAUAUUUGAUUGAUUUAUAUAUUAUUUAUUUUUUAUGUGAAGUUUGUUUCUUUUUCUAAUAAAUAUUACUACAACUGGGUAAUGUUCAGAUUUCCAGUCAGUGUUUUCUAAUUACUGUUCAUGUAUCUCUCUAAAAGCCACAUCAAAUAAAUGAACAUCAAAUAAUACACAUUUUUUAAAGUGUUCACUUCUCUGCCUGAAUGGGCAGGUCACAAAAUACACUCUAAGUUUGGAAGCAUGGAUUUUACAGAACCUCGUCUUUGAUUUGUUGCAACGCUGUGCUCAUAACAAUGUAAGAGACAUGCGUAAUUAUGCUGAAAAAAAAGAGUGAUUUUCUCCGAGAAAUAUUAAAUGUAACUUGCCUUG
Penaeus indicus is the source of this 4143-nucleotide messenger RNA. Its product is annotated as ras-related protein Rab-30-like. Bases 269 to 922 code for a protein of 217 amino acids. NCBI's taxonomy places the organism in Eukaryota, Metazoa, Arthropoda, Malacostraca, Decapoda, Penaeidae. The record is from RefSeq and is a predicted model, not a curated record. The transcript is spliced from 8 exons. Gene Ontology annotation, molecular function: GTP binding; GTPase activity.